UGAAUGAUGGCGGAGCUGAGUGGCUUGUCAUCAUUCUCGAAAAUUCUGAGGGUAGGGAGCUCUCUCUCCUUCUCCCACUCGCCUUAUUUUCCUUUUCGCCACUGCGGGGACUUUUUCUAAUUUGCAGCCUCCCUUUCCCCGACACACACAGACGGGAGCUGGUGGCUUGCAGACUGCGUCUGUCUGGAGCUAGAAAGCCGGAGAGCCAGCCUGGGAAUAAGGCUACUGGAGAGGAACUCUGCAGCAGUUCUCGAGGGCUAGACUGGGGAGGAUUGCUGCAUCCACGCUGAUUCUUCGGCUUAUCUCUAACCUGAGGAAGCAUUGAUUGGAAACUACUCAUUCAGAAAAUUAAAAAGAAAGAAGCCAGAACAUAUUACUGACCCUUUGAGAACACAACAUAAAGAACUUUACUAUUUUACCACUUCCUUAGAUAGUUGCAGAAAUUAUACAGCUUUGAAGAAUGGCGGAUGAACGGAAAGAUGAAGCCAAGGCGCCACACUGGAGCUCAGCACAGUUAACCGAGGCACCUACACACCCACAUCCACCGGAAAUCAAGGACCAAGCUGGGGCAGGGGAGGGACUUGUCCGAAGCGCCAAUGGCUUCCCAUACAGAGAGGAUGAAGACGGGCCACAGGGCCCCUACUCAGAUACCAAAGAGAACGGGAUCAACGGAGAGCUGAGCUCAGCUGACAGAGAAACGGCAGAGGAGGUGUCAGCACGGAUAGUUCAAGUAGUCACAGCUGAGGCUGUAGCAGUCCUGAAAGGCGAACAAGAGAAAGAAGCUCAGCACAAAGACCAACCCACAGCUCUGCCUUUAGCAGCUGAAGAGACAGCUAAUCUGCCUCCCUCUCCACCCCCCUCGCCAGCCUCAGAACAGACCAUCCCCUUGGAGGAAGAUUUACUUACAGCCUCGAAGAUGGAGUUCCAUGAUCAGCAGGAAUUGACUCCCUCAGCUGCUGAGCCUUUAGACAAGAAAGAAAAGGAGUCAAAGAUGGAAAGUAUGCCUGGUGAAGACCUUAAACAUGCUGCCUUAGUUCCUCAGCCUGACACAACUCAAACUUCCCCUGAAAGAAAGGACACGCAAGGCGCAGAAGGAGAAAAGGCACCUCCUGCUCUGUUUGGGCAUCCUGUUGGUGCCACCCUCGAUGACACGAAACAGAAGGCAGAACCAAGCUUCGUAGUGCCUGGCAUUGGCCUCCCUGCACAGCCUCCAGCCCCCAAAGAGCAAAAAGACUGGUUCAUCGAAAUGCCAGUGGAAACAAAGAAAGAUGAGUGGGGUUUAGCUGCUCCAGUGUCUCCUGGCCCCUUGACACCCAUGAGGGAAAAAGACGUCCUGGAGGAUAUCCCAAGGUGGGAAGGGAAGCAGUUUGAUUCUCCCAUGCCAAGUCCCUUUCAAGCUGGAAGCUUUACUCUUCCUGUAGAUAUCAUGAAGAAUGAAAUUGUAACAGAAGCAUCACCCUUUGACACUGGCUUCUUACAACCAGAUAACAAAAGUUCACUGCAAGAAAUCAGUGGCCUAGUGACUGCCAAAGAUAGUUUUAAAGUUGAAGUCUCACAAAAAGAUACACCUGAUAAAGCGGCAGAAACAACAACCUCAGAGGCAAUUACUUUACCCAAAGAUGCCCAUGUUCCAAUUGUAGAAGGAUACGUUAUUGAGAAAGAUUUAGGGGAAGAAGCAGGCGUCAUACACCAAGAGAAAAAAGAGAUUUCCAUCCCCAGUGGACAAGGACCUAUACUUACUGAAAAGGAACUUCAGCCAAAGCCUGAAGAGAAAACAUCUAUUUCUGACAAAGAAGCUGCACCAAAAGAACAUGAGCCCUCAAAGUUGAGAGAUGAAGAAACAGGCAUAAUUCAGACUGCCACUGAGCACAUUUUCUUGAAAGAAGAAUCUAAAGGCCAGGAGCAUCCUACAGAUAUAUUAAAACACGGCUCCUUUCCUGCAAGUUUGGAGCCAUCAACGACAGAUUCAACCAUGACCUUGAACACCCUGGAAAAGGUCUCACCUGAACCAGCUGUACUCCAUGAAAAGAGCACAUUACAGGAACUCUUUCAGGAGAAAGUUACGGACAAAGACAGUAAGGUGGAAGAGGUUGGGGCUGCAUCAGCAGCAGAAGUUGACAUGCCAUUUUAUGAAGACAAGUCAGGAAUGUCCAAGUACUUUGAAACAUCGGCCUUGAAAGAAGAAGUGACAAAAAGCCCUCAGCUGGCCAGUGACUACUAUGAACUAAGUGACACAAGAGAAAGUGCCCGUGAGUCUGUUGAUACCACAUCUGCCAUGCAUGAAAAUGGUGACAAGGGAUUCCAAGCAGAGAAGGAAUCCCAGCCCUGUGCACCUGCACAGGAAGCAGGGUACAGCACUCUUGCACAGAGUUACCCAUCUGAUGUACCUGAAGAACCAAGUUCCCCUCAAGAAAGAAUGUUUACCAUCGAUCCAAAAGUGUAUGGGGAGAAAAGAGACCUCCACAGUAAGAAUAAGGAUGAUUUGACACUCAGCAGAAGUUUAGGACUCGGUGGGAGGUCUGCAAUAGAACAAAGAAGCAUGUCUAUCAAUUUGCCGAUGUCUUGCCUGGAUUCCAUAGCUCUUGGAUUUAACUUUGGCCGUGGCCAUGAUCUCUCUCCUCUGGCUUCUGAUAUUCUCACCAACACCAGUGGAAGUAUGGAUGAAGGCGAUGAUUAUCUUCCAGCCACCACACCUGCAGUGGAGAAAGCCCCUCGCUUCCCAAUAGAAAGCAAAGAGGAAGAAGAAAAAGUAGAGGAAGAAAAAGUUCCCGGAGAGGAAAAUACACAAGUUGAGGCACCCUGUGAGUCACCUUUUGUGACCAAAGAUUAUUACAAGAAUGGCACCGUCAUGGCCCCUGACUUGCCUGAAAUGCUCGAUCUGGCAGGCACGAGGUCAAGGUUAGCUUCCGUGAGUGCAGAUGCUGAGGCUGCCAGGAGGAAAUCUGUCCCCUCAGAAACUGUGGUUGAGGAGAGUAGUACUGGCUUGCCACCCGUAACUGAUGAAAACCAUGUCAUUGUGAAAACAGAUAGUCAGCUGGAAGACUUAGGCUACUGUGUGUUCAAUAAGUACACAGUCCCGCUUCCAUCACCUGUUCAAGACAGUGAGAACUUAUCAGGAGAAAGUGGUUCCUUUUACGAGGGAAGUGAUAAUAAAGUUCGAAGAGAUUUGGCUACAGACCUGUCCUUGAUUGAAGUAAAACUAGCAGCUGCUGGAAGAGUCAAAGAUGAGUUGAGUGCCGAGAAAGAAACAUCCCCUACCUCUGGUCUCCUUAGGGAGUUUGAUCAGGAGAGGAAAGCAAACGAUAAGCUGGAUACUGUACUAGAAAAAAGCGAAGAACAUGCUGAUUCAAAAGAACAUGCCAAGGAAACAGAGGAGGCUGAUGUUAAAGUGGACACAUCUGGGUUAGGAGUCACGCAGAAACCAACUUCUGCCAAAGAACUGACAGUGUCAAAAGAUGCAGUGCCUGAGAAAGCAGAGAAAGGUCUUAGCUCAGUGCCAGAGGUAGCGGAGGUAGAACCAUCCAAAAAAUCUGAACAGGAACAGGAUUUUGCUGCAACUAAAGCUGACCAGGGUCAAUUAGACGUUCAAAUCAGUGACUUUGAGCAGACAAUGGCAAGGCUGAAUGAGGAUGCUGGAAAAGCAGCGGAGCUUAAAGUGGAGGCUGCACAGGAACUGGCGCCCUCAUCUGAAACACCUCAGGAGGCAGACGUGUUCCUGAGUGUUGAGGCUGGCCACGUGAAGGAAGGUGCCAGAGUUAGUGAGACAGAAGUCAAAGAGAAGGUGGCCAAGCCCGACUUGGUCCACCAGGAGGCUGUAGACAAAGAGGAGUCCUAUGAGUCCAGUGGCGAGCAUGAAAGUCUCACCAUGGAGUCCUUGAAACCUGAUGAGGGCAAGAAGGAACUGUCCCCAGAAUCGUCUCUCAUCCAAGACGAAAUUGCCAUCAAGCUGUCCGUGGAAAUCCCUUGCCCACCUGCUAUUUCGGAGGCUGAUUUAGCCACAGAUGAGCGAGCCGAUGUCCAGAUGGAAUUUAUCCAGAUGCCAAAAGAAGAAAGCAAAGAGACCCCAGAUAUAUCCGUCACCCCCUCCGACGUUACUGAGCCACAGCUUGAAGCAGUCAUCUCCGAACCAGCAGAAGCUCAGAGUGAGGAAGAAGAGAUCGAAGCCCGGGGAGAGUAUGAUAAGCUGCUCUUCCGCUCAGACACCCUCCAGAUCACAGACCUGGGAGUGGCAGGCGUCAGGGAGGAAAGUGUGGAGACCUGCCCAGGCGAGCGCAAAGGAGUCAUUGAGUCUGUGGUGACCAUCGAGGAUGACUUCAUCACAGUGGUGCAGACUACAACCGAUGAAGGGGAAUCCGGGUCCCACAGCGUGCGCUUUGCAGCCCUAGAGCAGCCAGAGGUGGAAAGGAGACCCUCCCCUCACGAGGAAGAAGAGCUCGAAGUCGAAGAGGCAGCCGAAGCCCAGGCAGAACCUAAGGAUGGCUCCCCUGAAGCGCCAGCUUCCCCUGAGAGAGAAGCUGCACUCUCAGAGUAUAAGACAGACACCUAUGAGGAGUACAAAGAUGAGACCACAAUUGACGACUCCGUCAUGGAUGCUGACAGUCUCUGGGUGGACACUCAAGAUGAUGAUAGAAGCAUCAUGACAGAGCAGUUAGAAACUAUUCCUAAAGAGGAGAAAGCUGAAAAGGAAGCUCGGAGACCAUCACUUGAGAAACAUAGAAAAGAAAAGCCUUUUAAAACCGGGAGAGGCAGAAUUUCCACUCCUGAAAGAAAAGUAGCUAAAAAGGAACCUAGCACGGUCUCCAGGGAUGAAGUGAGAAGGAAAAAAGCAGUUUAUAAGAAGGCUGAACUUGCUAAAAAAACAGAAGUUCAGGCCCACUCUCCCUCCAGGAAAUUCAUUUUAAAACCUGCUAUCAAAUACACUAGACCAACUCAUCUCUCCUGUGUUAAGCGGAAAACGACAGCAACAGGUUGUGAAUCAACUCAGGCUCCCAGUGUAUUUAAACAGGCAAAGGACAAAGUUUCUGACGGCAUAACCAAGAGCCCGGAAAAGCGCUCUUCUCUUCCAAGGCCGUCCUCCAUCCUUCCUCCUCGCCGAGGUGUGUCAGGAGACAGAGAUGAGAAUUCCUUCUCCCUCAACAGUUCCAUCUCCUCUUCAGCAAGACGGACCACCAGGUCAGAGCCAAUUCGCAGAGCAGGGAAAAGUGGCACCUCAACACCUACCACCCCUGGAUCAACUGCCAUCACUCCUGGUACCCCGCCAAGUUAUUCUUCACGCACUCCAGGCACUCCUGGAACCCCCAGCUUCCCCAGGACCCCUCACACACCAGGAACCCCCAAAUCCGCCAUCUUGGUGCCCAGUGAGAAGAAAGUCGCCAUCAUUCGUACUCCUCCCAAAUCACCUGCUACUCCCAAGCAGCUUCGUCUUAUUAACCAACCACUGCCAGACCUGAAGAAUGUCAAAUCCAAAAUCGGAUCGACAGACAACAUUAAAUACCAACCUAAAGGGGGGCAGGUUAGGAUUUUAAACAAGAAGACCGAUUUUAGCAAAGUUCAGUCAAGAUGUGGUUCCAAGGAUAACAUCAAACAUUCUGCUGGGGGCGGAAAUGUACAGAUUGUUACCAAGAAGAUAGACUUAAGUCAUGUGACAUCCAAAUGCGGCUCUCUGAAGAACAUUCGCCACAGGCCAGGUGGUGGACGAGUGAAAAUUGAGAGUGUAAAACUGGAUUUCAAAGAAAAAGCCCAAGCUAAAGUCGGUUCACUGGACAAUGCUCACCACGUACCCGGAGGUGGUAAUGUCAAGAUUGACAGCCAGAAGUUGAACUUCAGAGAGCAUGCGAAGGCCCGUGUGGACCACGGGGCUGAGAUCAUCACGCAGUCCCCAGGCAGGUCCAGUGUGGCAUCACCCCGACGACUCAGCAACGUCUCCUCUUCUGGAAGCAUCAACCUGCUCGAAUCUCCUCAGCUCGCCACGUUGGCUGAGGACGUCACUGCUGCGCUGGCCAAGCAAGGCUUAUGAAUCCUCAUUUAGCAUCGGAGUCAUAAUACUUAGGCAUGAGCUCUUGGCAGGAGUGAGCUCUGAGCAGGUGUUACAUUCAUUCUUUACAAACCAUAAGAUAAAUAAUCUCAUCCCCAAACUGUAGUCAUUGUUACAAUUUUAUAUAAAAAUGAAUAGUAUAUGCAGAAAUCAACUUCCAUUUGCAACAGGAACACACUGGCUUUACAUGGGUACAAUUGGACAGUUAUUUUCGCUCUGCUCUGUUUUGCAUGGAGUAUUAUUAUUAUUUUAAAAAAUGCAUUUUUACCUUUCAUGUGCCUGAAGGCUACCCACUACAUUCUGAAAGGCCUUGUUAAAAUCCAAGCUGCUCAUUUCACUAUUCUGUUUCUGGGUGAAAAGUUAAAAACUGCCCAUCGUAACUUAUUACAGGUUAAAUAAAAUCAAGGAGUAUGAGUGCAGGAAGGGAAGAGCAUGUAAGAAAUAAGUCUUUUUAAAGUGUUAUUUUGUAUAAAUGGGAAGAAAGAUUCAGUUAAGUUAUUAACAUUUGGGACCUGGAUAAUUAUAUCAGAGUAUCAAUCCAAUAAAUUAUUUAACUAACUAAAAAUGUUACAAAGCAUUUGAGCUGUGGUUGAGGAAAUGGUGUAAAAGUGCAUCUUCUAGGAAGGAUGCACUUUCCUUAGGAUGGCUUUGUGUCUGAUUAGAAUGUCAGUUGAUCGGCUAGAUUUAUGUCCACAGUACCAGUUCCACACCCCCUUUCCAUCUGUUUGAUACAGUAUUAUAGAUAUAAAUAUAUAUAUAUAUAUUUCUCUGUGGCCAUUUGUGAUACUUCCUCAUAUACUUGAAUAUUAUACUUCUUUAUUCACAGUAUCUGUGUCUCCUACAUCCUUUGGUGUUGCAAUUUUAGGUAUGUGAAAGUAGAUGUUAGCAGGGUUCUCUCCCUAUUUAAAAAAUACAUUAAAAAAGACAAAAAGUUUUAGCAUGAAGUUGCUUUCUGUAACAACUCAAAGCUGUAACCCUGUUUUAGUGCCAGAUACAAGUCUCUCUCCCGUGAUGCUAGGAAAAAUAUUUUUCUUUGCUUUCACCAACAUGGAGUUGUGGGGGUGGGUCCAGUUAUAUAUAAAAGGGUUUACAGAUUGUUGGUUUAAGCUUAUGGAUUUAUCUCAUUUUUAAUCACAGAAUAGUUUUGUUUUUAUUCCUACAGUCAUUCAUGAGACAAGCCUCUUAAGAUUCCUUUUCUUUUUUUUUCUUCAUUUGCUAAAGUUGAAAAUUAGACAGGUAAUGUGGGACAUGUUUUCCCAUUCUUCCAAGUAGUACCUGAGUAUUAAAUUCUCUAGUAGAAGAUGUUUGGCCUCCUAACCCAAAGUAAAGAUCAUUCAGUCAACAAGGAAAAAUACAACAUUUUGAGAAACUAUCAUUAUAAAACAUCUGAGACACAGAUAUCUAAAUCGGUUUUUUUCCAUAGGACUUUGACAUUGCAUUCUGUAAAGGAACUCGAUGUGACUUAUUUAUCAGUAGAUAAUACUGUUCUGAUUUAAUAUACAAUUUGGAAAUCAUAAGUCAAUUAAUUAAUCCCACUUGCAAAUCAUUCAUCUGAGCAACGAAAUAGUCAAUGGUCUGAAUAGGGCAGAGUUACCAAACUGGAUGGACACUUUUCGGCAUUUUAUCUGUUCUUUCUCUUGCUCAGGGCUGGUAGGCUGGAUCUGAACAGUUAAACACAAGGUCUGUUGGGUCUUUGAUCCCUGUAGGACAAAUUAGUUCUUGAAUAAAAGGAUGAGAUGUAAGCAUGGACUGGACAGUAAAGAAGUAGAGAAAUAUAAGACACUAAGCCGAGGAAUGCAAAGACAGAAGACGUAAGCCGCCAUUUUGAUGAGUCACCGGAUAUAGCAAGAACAUGACUGCCACAAGAAAAACCUAGGAACAAACUUCUCCAUUCUUUUUCAGCUAGGAGAUUUAAACAGGCAAAUAUGUCGUGAGCCUUUUCUAAGUAGGUUAUUUUGGAAAAAACUUAGCAGCUACUGAGAAUUAGGGAUGCGACAUUUUCAGCCUAGUAACUACAGUGAGACUUGAUCAAUCUUGGCAAUUUAUUCAUCACCUUCCCUUGAAAUGCACCAGGAACUAGGAGAAAGAAUAGUUGGGUGGAGAGUUCGGUAUUUUCUUACAUGUUUGAGAGUGUUAGAUAAUGAUUGAAGUUCUCUAGAAAAGUUAAUAGCUGGUUAGAACAGCUUUAACCUGUGAAAAAAAAUCUUUCAACCUGGUUUAAUUUUUUUUUUUAUAAAAGUGAAGACUAAGGAAACACAUUUUACCUAUUAAAAUUCAGUUUUUCCAAUUACACAUCCAAAAUAAAAGUUACAAAAGGCACCAAGUUAAUAGAUUUGGCAUUAAAACAAGUGUUUAUUCCUAAUCACAACAAAAUUAUGAUGAAUUAGUGCCCUGGUUUUGCACAAAAAUGUUAUUGUUUACAUAAUUAAUAAAAAUGAGCUGAAAGUUUGUGCCAGUAAAGCGAGAGAAACACAGGCUAAAAAUGUCUUUUUGUGGGUGUCUGAGGCAGAUCCCAUCUUACCUUCACUCUCAAGCUAACGACGUAAAUUAAGCUUUUUGAACACCACUUUUGUGGGGACACACAUACGCUGAUCUAGAAAUGAAAGCUUCCUAGUUCCAUUUCUAGAUCUACUAAUGCCAGUUUCUCUCUGGCUUUAGCCUUUGAGAACCUGUUUAAGAAUACAUAAGUAAUCCAGAGCUGUGAAGAGUUAAAAGGCCGCCUUGUCCAAUGAACUCACUCUCUCUGGGUCACCUGCAACUAAAAAUUGGAUGCCGCGCAACAGUGCAGGGAAGAUCCGAGAUCCUGAUGAGUUUUAAAGGCCAGGUUCAUUGAGGAACCAAUGAACCAGCUCGCUCUGGAUUCACCUGCUGAGUUCCAGCAGGGUGAUGGGCUGAAGUCCCACCCAUAAGCAAGACACCUGUGUAGCACUAGGUAGGUAUGGCUGAAGAAGAAUAAAACUAGUACCAUUACAUAGAAGACUAUACUGACGGUAGCUGGCCUCCACACACGUACAGUAAGACUGCAGAAGCAGGCUCAUCAGCCAAAAUAUAACAUUAUGUCAGUAUUGUUAAAGAAAUAGCCUGAAUGUGGUUGAUUCUGCUACAAUUACUGUUUUUCUCCUGUUUUUUUAGGCCACAAAAAAAGAAAAAUAAAUGAUUCAUAGUCUAAGUAGCAAAGAUACGUAGAUUCUUGGUUUGGGAAGGCAAAUUCCAGGCAUUUCUUCUAAGAUAGAUGUGUUAAAAUCAGCACGGAUGUUUGUUUUUUAUUUUGGGGCAUUGUUUUUUUGCAUCUAGAAUUUUUAGCCUGAGUGCGUAGGUUGAGGCCAAGUCCCUCUGCAAGAAAAAGAUUAUUUUCAAACUCAAAAUAAUGUCAGUCAUAAAAGUCCACUUCAACUUUAGCAAAAAGAAAAAAAAAAAAACAACAAAAAAGUUUACUCUGUAUGCUGGGAUUCCAGGGUUCCAACAAGCCAUGACAAACCUGUGGGGGGUUUCUUUCUUCUGAUAAUUCUAGAGCCUGUUACCAUAGAAAGGCAUUUCUUCAAUGGCUGGUUGUAGUUAGUUCAUGUUUUUCAAUCAAAUUUGCAAAUGUAUUUGUUGCUGUAUAGUGAUUGUUUUGCAAAAUAAAAUUGCUUGUCACCUCAUA
Messenger RNA from Chinchilla lanigera (long-tailed chinchilla), 9677 nucleotides. RefSeq names its product microtubule-associated protein 2 (gene Map2). The record is from RefSeq and is a predicted model, not a curated record. Gene Ontology annotation, biological process: microtubule cytoskeleton organization; neuron projection development. The transcript has 16 exons. Gene Ontology annotation, cellular component: neuron projection. NCBI's taxonomy places the organism in Eukaryota, Metazoa, Chordata, Mammalia, Rodentia, Chinchillidae. Bases 461 to 6016 code for a protein of 1851 amino acids. Gene Ontology annotation, molecular function: microtubule binding.